This is a messenger RNA of Dovyalis caffra, 1965 nucleotides long. The record is from the annotation of a GenBank genome assembly. NCBI's taxonomy places the organism in Eukaryota, Viridiplantae, Streptophyta, Magnoliopsida, Malpighiales, Salicaceae.
AUGGCAGCUGUUGCAUCCGCUAGUGGAGGUGAGAGGUUUGAGACGUCGCCGGCGAUGGAUCUUCCCUCUUCCAAAUCAGCAAUAGACGCCGCGUCUGAAUCAUCUUCCUCUUCUUUCGCUGCCGAGACGCCUGAUCUCAACGAUCACUCAAAUACUUCUCCUAGUCCUAACCGUGAAGUCGAUUCUCAGUCACCGGCAGCAGCGAGGAGUGAAGAGUAUAGACAACUGUUUCGUCUUCCGACGGAGGAAGUCCUUGUACAAGACUUUAAUUGUGCAUACCAGGAGAGUAUUCUUCUUCAGGGGCAUAUGUACCUCUUUGUACAUUAUAUUUGCUUUUAUUCCAACAUUUUUGGAUUUGAGACAAAGAAAAUAAUUCCUUUCCAUGAAAUUACGAGUGUAAAAAGAGCAAAGACAGCCGGGAUCUUCCCUAAUGCUAUAGAAAUUUUUGCUGGAGGAAAGAAGUACUUCUUUGCGUCAUUCCUCUCUCGUGAUGAAGCUUUGAAGCUUAUCAGUGAUGGAUGGUUACAACAUAGUAAUGGUUUCAAUUUGAUAGCAGAACAACAGGAUUCAAUUUCUGUAUCCAGUAGCCUAGAUAAUGGAGUUGCUGUAAUUGAAAAGGUGAAUAGCUUCAAUCAAGUCAGUGAAUUCGAUUCCCCUGACAGGCAAAAGACUAUUGCUCCUCCACCUGAUUCUAAGGUUUCUCCAUCUGUUGAGAAUGACACUGUCUCGAUAACACAGAUACAAGUAGCAGAUGAAGUGGAACAGGAUGUUGAACGAGUCAGAAAUACUGAGUCUUCAUCUUCAACGUCGGGAUGGAAUGUGGAAAAUUUGGACGCGCCUCAGAUACGUGAAUCUUUUAAAGAAGUUGGAGAGACAAAGUUUCCGAUAAAGGUAGAGGAGUUCUUUAAUUUGUUCUUUUCAGAUGACACUGCUAAUUUUGUUGAAUCUUUCCAUAGUAGAUGUGGAGAUAAAGGUGCUCUUUAUGGUACACAGAUGAGAAAUUUGGGCAUGCCCGUGCAAAAUUUGGAAGCUGCCAGGAAGUCCAGAAAUUUCGAGUCUACAGAAACAGGUUCCUAUAAGCUUCAUCUGGUUAUUGAGACAUCACAAGAGAUCAGUGACGUCCCUUUUGGAGAUUGUUUUCGCGUUGAGGGACUAUGGGAUGUGACUAGAGAUGGUGAUGGAUCAAAUGAAGGCUGCAUUUUGCGGAUAUAUGUAGAUGUUGUAUUCAGCAAGAAAACUAUUUUUAAAGGGAAGAUAGUGCAGUCUACUGUGGAAGAAUGUCGAGAAGCUUAUGCAAUAUGGAUAAAUAUGGCACAUGAAUUGUUGAAGCAGAAGAACCUUGAAAAUCAAGAAGCCGAGGCAGGGUCGACAGUCUGCAAGAUUCAGGAGGGAGAAGUUCAUUCUGAAAGAGAAGUGAAGACUGGAGAAGCUUCAGAAAGCUCUUACAAGCCAAGUGGCCAUACAAGGAUGCAGCACAUGUCUGGUUCUAUGGCUGUUGGUCAACGGGCUGAUGAUCUUUUGCAGAGAAAUUUCACAAAUGAUACAUCCAUUGCAUCUUCAUUAGGAGAAUAUGCAACAAAACUCUCUUCGUUUUUCAAAAGCCAGAGCCAAAUUGCCCUAGUCUUAGUUAUUGCAUUUGCUGUGAUCAUCCUGAUGCAGGUGAGCAUCCUCGUGCUACUGAAUAGACCACAAACUGUCCAUCUGGCUUCUCCAGAAUACUACGUGAGUAGUAUGAGAGCUGGGGCUGGUGAAAAAUCAGCUGAAGCUGCCGCUUGGUUGGAGAGGCGGAUGCACCACCUUAAAGAUGAGAUGUUUAUGGUUGAGGCGAAGCUAGAGAGGUUGCACCAGGAGCACUUAUGGUUGAAAUCACAACUAGGUAUAUCAGUCGGUGCUGAAUUUUUUUCGGAUUUACUUCAUUGUCUGCAUUCUGCUAUGAAGAUUCUUGACAAUGAUUUGGAGGAGUGA